Messenger RNA from Rhododendron vialii, 1261 nucleotides. RefSeq names its product GDSL esterase/lipase 7-like. Lineage: Eukaryota; Viridiplantae; Streptophyta; Magnoliopsida; Ericales; Ericaceae. The transcript is spliced from 5 exons. Bases 54 to 1088 code for a protein of 344 amino acids. Gene Ontology annotation, molecular function: hydrolase activity, acting on ester bonds. The record is from RefSeq and is a predicted model, not a curated record.
UCUCUCUCUCUCUCUCUCUCUCUCUCUCUCUCUCUCUCUCUCUCUCUCUCUCCAUGGCAACUCUGCUUUUGGCACUUUGUUUUCUCAUUUUUACUACACCGGCCUCUCAAACUCAAAGUGAAGCAAAUGUGCAGUUGGUCCCGGCACUCUACGUCUUUGGCGACUCAACCAUUGACGGCGGAAACUUCCAUGUGCCAUUUCCGUAUGGAGUCGAUCUCACUGGACCUCUCCGUGGCACACCCAAUCGCUGUUGCAAUGGCCAAACAGUAGCUGAUUUCAUAGCCACGUUUUUGGGCCUUCCAAUCGUGCCGCCUUCUACCAAUGUGACCCAAGCUGGAACAUCCACAAAUGGUGUAAACUUUGGUUAUGCCGGGACAGGCAUAUUGAAGGAAACCGGAACGGUUGAUUGGGCAUUUGCAGAUCAAAUUAACAAGUUCAACUCAACUGUUGCCAACAACCUCGCAAAAAUGUUUGACGAACCACGGUUAACCCAACACCUAAAGGACUCCAUCUUUCUGGUUUCCUUUGGGAUCAAUGAUUACAAUGUCAAUCUCUUCUUCCCGACUAACAGUACACUAAGUACUUUAAGCCCUGAUGUAUUCUCUCAGUUCCUCCUUAAUGAACUAACGAACCGGCUCAAGACUUUGUACAGCUUUGGGGCUCGAAAGUUCUUCGUGAACAACAUUUGGCCAUUGGGGUGCAGCCCAAUGUUCAUGUUGAACCUUCCUGCUCCUCUAAUCAAUUGUUGCAAUGAGACGGUAAACCAGAUUGUACUUCCUUACAGCAACGCCCUUCCUCUAGUUUUGGACAAACUAGAGUCAAGUCUCCCGGGGUCCUUUUUCUCUUACUCCGACAAUUUCAAAUUUGUUAGGGAGUUGAAGGAAAAUGUGGGGAACUAUGGGAUAACUAAUACAACCGGGAAGUGUCUUAGCGGCUGGUUCAAUGGAACUUUGUGUGAGAACCGAGACGAAUAUUUGUAUUUCGACCCUCUACACACCACAGAGGCCGCAAAUAGGAUAUUUGCUCUGGAAUGCUUCAACGGAACCUUAUGUGGACCAAAAAACAUUUUCCAUCUUGCUGCAGCCUAGAACAUAUGCUGCGUGUAGGCUUCUAGGGUGGUUUCCUAAAUAAUUAUGUCAAGAACAAUUCUAAAUACUUAAUGGUCUGUAAUUUCAAUACACUUUUAAUGCUUCUGAAUAUUUAAUAGUUUGUGAGAGAUUGGGGUUAAUUACUUCUCUAUUAAACCAAGUGUGAUUGCGUA